GCACCCCUGCAAAAAGAAGUGUCCUCUACAAGCUUUCAGCAUAGGAGAGAACGAAGACGACAUGUUGUACAAUUCCUCCUUUACAACUUGAUUUUUUUUCCCGUACUGUGUUUGUUUUUGGACUAAGUUUCCACUUCGUUUGGAUGGACACAGCGGGUGUGAAAAUAUGAGGAUGACCAUCGGUUUCCAUGGCGGAUGAUGUCCCACAAUGAACGCAGAUUUUCAAAAUCCACUGCAAGUUCCUCGACCAAAGGUCCGCAGUCAUCUGACCAUCAAGGUGCAGUCCAAGCUGAUGUCAAAGCCUUGUCCUCCUGUCCGUGGUCCAAAACCUCCUGUUGCCCCCAAACCCAGACCCCUGUCUGAGCUUCAACCACAAACCCUCAGUAACGGAGACCUGACUCAUUCUGAUGGGGAAACUGAAGACCUUCACGAAUUGGCUGAGGAGGAGCAGGAGAAAAAGGAGAAAAGGGAGGCACAGGACAAAGUUAAUGACAAUGGGACCACAGACAAUGGCAGAGAUAACUGGGACGAUGUAACAGAGAAAGAUAUUGUAGAAGAAAUGGGGGAGGAAGGAGAGUCAUUAAGUUAUGCUGCUGAGACAGAGAGUGUUGGCUCUGAGGACACAGUCAAAGCAGCUGAAUCUAUUGUUGACACUACUGAGGAUGAAAAUACUGACGAUGACUUGAACCAACACCAAGACGACAGGAAUGACACGUUAACGUGCACUGAUCACACAGAUAAUGACAAUAAAUCAACAUCUUCACUUGUUCAAAAUGAAACUGGGGAUGAGAGAGAGAAGGAGGAAGAGGAUGAAUAUAGUGUUAGUGAACAGACUGAAAAAUCUGGAACUCUGACAGAAACACUAGAUGAACAUGUAGAAGAACAAAGCCUGGAUCAAAGGCAUCUUCUCAAUCAGUGUGUCAAAGAGAAUGACAGUGGACUUAAUGCAGAUUGUUUGCAAUGUGAAUUGCUCACUGGUGAGACUGAGAUGGAAGCCAGAGUAUUCACAUUUGGAGCUCAUUUUAGCAUGCUUCCAACUGUGAAUGAAGAGUAUCCAUAUGAUGUAAUUGGCCCCACAGAUGAUGCCAGCGAUACAUGUGAGUCAUGUGACCCGACUGAAACAGGGGAUACAGAAGCAUGGCAACCAGAACGGGCCACUAAGGAUCCCUCUGGGCGUUUUCGAUUCACAGCCAGCACUGAGGAUGUGUUCGGGCCUUACUCCGUCAUUGAAGCUGUGCCAUCUGAUCCAGCCAGCACUGCUGACCCUGAAUGGGUUGAGGAUGACACUGACAGCAAACCAUCAAAUGAUCUGGAGACUGCUGGUGCUUCUAACCAAGAGCCUUACUAUGUGUCAUCAGAUGAUGUGGACAAGCUAGAGGAUAAACAAGCCUUCUCAGGGCAGGGUGAAACUCAGGAGGGCACAGAGCAGUCCAGUCAGUACAAAGACAAAGAAAAGGAUAGUGAGUCAGUGGAUGAGUAUGCGGACAUUGAUGAUUCUCUCAAUCUUGAGGCUGAUGACUUCCAGCAGUUGGAGUGUGUUUCCUCAGAGGAUUAUGUCGAAAUUGGGGAUGAGGAUGAAGAGGAGGACAGUGAAAAGAAACAAGUCAAAGGAAAGAGUGCAAAAGAGAGAACAGCCAGACGAGAGCAGGCUUUCCUCAGCCAGAGGAGCAGCUGCCAGCCACGCCUCAGGCUGUGCAAUAUCACAGUGCCUGCAGACCUGGACCUGGGCCGGACCCCCGAGCUCACCAACAGGGUGGUGUUUGCCCAUACCACUGAGGCCUUUGAAGAAGAUAUAGAGGAACUGGACUGCCAUAUUGUGCCUUAUUAUGAAGACACAGACUCAGACAGCGAAGAGCAUAUAUAUGAAGAGGCAGGGUUUGACUCAGAAGGGGAGAACUUUAUGGCACUUGACCGGAAGACCAUAGUCACACGAUCACGUUCUUACUCUGGUAAAGUUCCAGGUUAUGUUCCUGAGACUGUUCCAGAGGAAACAGGGACUGAAUACCAGACUCAUGACUACUGCACAGUGGCUUUGGAUCAGAAUGGUCAACCUCUCAGUCGUUCAGAGGAGCAGGUGGUCAACCGUUUGAUCCCAUCUCUGAAGCCUCGUCGCUUCCUUUUAUACUCACGCUCUGCAGAGGGUCCAGAAUUGUCCUUGACCAGUCCCACAGAGACUGGUCAAUCCCUUAUUGGAGAGGGCAGGAUGAAGAGGAAGGAUGAUACUCUCUCGCUCCCAUGUGUCAUAACUUCAUCUGGAAGCUUCUCCCAGCGAAGCCAUCAGUCAUCCAGUGGUGUUUCCACACCAACCUCUCUAGUGGACAUCCCACCACCCUUUGAGCUGGCAUACAUCACAAAGAGACCAGUCACCAAAAGCUCCCCUUCCCUUCUUAUCCAGCAUGAAACCAGUGAUAAACCUAAAAAGAAGAAGACCUCAUUCAAGCGCUUCCUGGCCCUCAAGUUCAAAAGGAAGACAGAUUCAAAAGGUUUCAGUGAUGGCAGUGUCCGCUCUUCACGCUCUUCCUCUGAGUCUAGCCACCAUGGCCCAGUCAGAGUCAUAGAGCUGGACCACAGAAGCACCAGCAGCUCUCCUCAGCUCCAGUCCCAUGUAGUGAAGCCCCAGCAGCGUCCUCCAGAUCUGCCAUCCACUUUUCUUCUCUACAAAGACCACCAGAAGAGGAAAGGAGACCUCAAAGCCUACAGUGGCAGGGGCGUUUCCAGAGUGGAGUCUUUCGAGGAGCGCUCUUGCCGCCCCCUUGUACCACUGCCUUUGACCAAACCUCGCUCCAUCUCUUUCCCCAGUGCAGACACCUCAGACUAUGAAAACAUUCCAGCCAUGAGCUCUGACUAUGAGAACAUUCAAAUCCCAGGCAGACCCUCCAGAGCCCUCACUGUAACUGAGUUUUUUGAGGACCAAAAUCGUAUGACAAUACCCUGUAAUGAGAACGAUGGCUACGUUGACAUGAACAGUUUCCCUGGAAUCGACAGCAAACCCCAGUCACCUAAAGAGGAGACAGAAAGUGCUUACACAGAGCCUUUCCCAAUGAGCUCUAUCUCCGCCGGCCUGUCAGCUGAGGAGGACCAUGGGCGAACGUCAGAGGAAGAGGAGGGCGGUACAGAGCAAGGUUAUGACCGACAGAUUGAUGGGCGAUCCCGAGCGUUCUACGUCGCCAAAGAGCUCGUCGACACAGAGAGACUACAUGUCAGUGCCCUCAAGCAGCUUCAAGAGGACUUCAGGUCAGCGGUGGUGGAGGCAGUGAGUGAGGAAGGGGAGCCGGUGUUGGAGGAGCACAGGCUGGAGGAGAUUCUGGGCGUGCUCCCUCAGGUCUACACUCUCCACAGCAACAUCCUCACUGAGCUGGAGGAACACAUCAGUCAGUGGGAGGAGAGCCCGAGGGUGGUCGAUGUGAUCCUGUCACGUCGCGAGGACUUUGGCGUGUUUGACACCUACAUCUCUGAGUAUGAUCGCAGCAUGAGCUUGCUGGAGGAAAGCUGCAGGAGCAACCCUGCCUUCGCCAGCAUCGUCAAGAAGUUUGAGACACAGGGUCCAGAUGGAGCUGACCCAGUCCCACUGAAACACCAGCUGCUGCAGGUUAUAGUGAGAGUGCUCCAAUACCGCAUGCUGCUUACAGAUUACCUGAACAACCUCUCUCCUGAUUCAAAAGAAUAUGAGGACACACAAGCUGCCUUGGUGAUCGUCUCUGAAGUGGCAGACCAGGCCAAUGACAAUCUAAAACAGGGGGAGAACUUGCUGCGUCUGGUGCACAUAGAGUACAGUGUCAAAGGCAAGAGGGACCUCCUGAAGCCUGGAAGGGUGUUUGUCAAAGAGGGCACGCUCAUGAAGGUCUCAAGAAAAAGCAGGCAGCCCCGACAUCUGUUUCUGAUGAAUGACAUAAUGCUGUACACCUACCCUCAGCAGGAUGGGAAAUACAGGCUGAAGAACACCCUGUCUCUAUCCGGGAUGAAGGUGAGCAAACCCGUCCUGGACAACGUGCUGAACUGUCUGAGGAUCGAGAUGUCUGACAUCACCAUCACACUCUCUGCCAGCUCAGUCGGAGAGAGGGAAGACUGGUUCCACACGCUGAGUCGAGCCAUAGCGGACCACGCUGCAGGACUCUGUACGUUUGGUGGACCCUGCAGUGAGGCCCGUGAGAAGCUGUGGAUGGCUCUGGGCGAGGCAGCUCCAGUCCUGGUGCCAGUGUCCCAUGUGAUGAUGUGCAUGAACUGUACCUCCGACUUUAGCCUCACACUGAGAAGACACCACUGCAACGCCUGUGGCAAGGUGGUGUGCCGUGCUUGUUCCAGGAACAGAUACCCACUGAAGUACCUCAAAGACAGGGUGGUCAAAGUGUGUGACCACUGUUACGCUGAGCUCAGGAAAAGAGGUGGCAGUGUGUCGGGGGCCUGUGGUAACUCCAGCCCUCGGUCUCACCGGGCCAGCCGUCCUCUCUCCGCUGUCUUCCAGAGUCUGCAGCCCCCAAGUCUGUGGAAGAGCAGAAAGAGCACUUCACCUCUCAACCAGGUGUCACUGGGGGCCGAGGGCUCCACCAUGAGCGGCAGCCUACAGCGCCGAAAGAAGAGCAAGAGGAAGUGGAAGCGGUUGUGGUUCCUCCUCAAAGACAAGGUGCUCUACACCUUCACAGCCCGUGAGGAUAAAGUGGCUUCAGAGAGUCUCCCUCUGCAGGGUUUCACUGUCAAGCUGUCUGAAAGGCCAGAGGGAGAGGAGAGCAGCAAUGUGUUCCAGCUCUACCACAAAAAAACACUCUACUACACCUUCAGAGCAGACGAUCAACACACUGCACGCAGAUGGGUCAAUGCCAUGGAGGAGGCGACCGUUUUAUAGCACCUACAGUAUCCAAUUAAAUGCACAAGCCCUGCUGUCCAUGACUGCUUGAACUCAACCCCUCUCCCCUGUGGAGUACAACAUAGCUACCUGCUGCACCUGAAACGAGAACAUCAGUAAGGAUACAGAGUCUGCCCUGCUGUGGAUUACUAUGUGAGGAUUAAAUGACCACGCCUGCCACACCUGCCGCCUAGUGGUAGAAGGGUGGUGAACACACCAUGGUGGAGGGAGCCCUGUGGAUGCAACUGAGUGGAGAGGAAAGUGUUUUAUGGAAAUUUAUUAUUGGAGUGUGAUCUACCACAUAAUACCUUUUUGGUUCAGAUGCACUGCUACAGGAUCAGCGUGGACAUACUGCAUGUUUCAUCAAACAUCCUGUGAUUAGUAAAUUUUAGUGCCAUAGCUGCAUUUCUUUUUUUUUUCGAUAUCGGUCUCACAUAUGCAGCUGCUACUAAGGAUGCUCUGCGUCUUUUUUUCCCCUGGAAGAAAACUUCACGUCCUUCACGUUUGUACAUGCAACGUCAUUUUAUGUCCUGUGACAGAUUUAACUGCAUUUUGCUGCAGCACAAAUGCAAAAAUAUUAGAAAAAACAUUGCUCCAUAUUAGUAUUUACAGCUAGUAUAAGGGAAAAUUAAUUGCCACCAUUUUAGAAUAUCUAAGAGAUAUUAGGUAUUUUGAAUAUAUAUUGUUAAGUACGCAAUGCAGAUAUUGAGGUCAGUUAUAUGAUUUAUUUGUACAUAAAUGAUGUUACAUGAUGUUUUGAGUAACAGGUCAUUUAAUCAUCACGGUGUGUGUACAUUAUACUUCUUGUGUAGUUUUACACAAUGUUACUCUUGUAUUGAAAUGACCCUCAGCAUGCAAACUAACAGUACAGUAUUUCUACGAUGUUGACAAGUU
Molecule: messenger RNA, 5734 nt
Organism: Myripristis murdjan (pinecone soldierfish)
Lineage: Eukaryota; Metazoa; Chordata; Actinopteri; Holocentriformes; Holocentridae
Gene: fgd5a
Product: FYVE, RhoGEF and PH domain containing 5a
Exons: 21
Coding region: 209-4840 (1543 amino acids)
Cellular component (GO): cytoplasm
Molecular function (GO): guanyl-nucleotide exchange factor activity; metal ion binding
Source: RefSeq, a predicted model, not a curated record